AUGACCGUCCGACGUGGAGAACGUGCUCCAGUCCCUAUCCGGGAACAUAUGGCCAUUGAUGUGUCCCCAGGGCCAAUCCGGCCCAUUGCCCAAAUCUCUGCCUAUUUCCCACAUCCUGGGCUGGAGGGAGUGUUGGCAACACGAGACAGAAUGAGGGGUCAAGGGGCUGCGGCCAUGCCCCCUGGAACCGGGGAAGGAGAAUUGGUGGACGGAGACGAUUCUGAUGACAGCAGUGAGUAUGAACCCUCUCUUCCAUGCCUUUGAAGGGGAGAGGACCCAGGUGUUCUGGAUCAAACCAUCUAUUCAUUCCAUGGGGGGUGGAGAGGGGUAUAGGCGGCCUGAACCACAUAUCUGAUACAUGCAUGUUCACACAUGCAGACUCUCUCUCUCUCUCUCUCACACACACACACACACACACAAAGGCUGUCAUCUUACACACCAACUCUCUUGCCUUUGUACAUUUUUACAGCCAGGUGCACAAGAGAGAAUGGCUGCAUACACACCACCUGCUGAAUUACACUGAAAGCGCAUUUACCCUCCAAAGAAUCUUGGGAUCUGUAGUUUGUUAAGGGUGCUGGGAACUGUAGCUCUGUGGGGUGAACCACAGUUCCCAGGAUUCUUUGGGGGAAAGCCAUGUGCUUUAAAUGUUGAGUGAAUGUGCAGCUAGUAGCUCUGUCUUAUGUACAUACAUACAAAAGAGUCUCAAACCAAAACAGGCACAAAUUCGAGACAUUUUCACACAUAUAAAUGUCCACAAAUUUUUCACAUACUGUCACCCAGGGCUUCACUACAAGAGUCCUGCCAGCCGCUUUUUUAUACCUAUAUUUUCUCUCCCACACACUUACUUCCUUAGACACUAUCUCUCACCUGCAUCUGAGAACGCAAGUCUUGCAUUUUGUCACAAUGCAUUUCAUACAGCGGUUCUCAGAAACACCAAGCCUUUCAGAUGAUCUAUACCUCCCAGCCCUCCCAUAUCACAAACACACGCUUGCCUAAAUGUUACACAAGAAUUCCCACUCAGAAGGGGUGCCCCCUAGAACCUCCUUUACAUGUCAAUACAUUGAGAUGGCUCUUGUGGUGUGGCCAGCCCUGUUUUCACCAUACAAUGACUCAGCAAUCACAUCACCUGGUGGGAAAGUUCUCCCUUGCACUCUCACUCACAGCCUGGCAUGCAGACCCUCAUUCUCCCUCCCUGCCUCCUUGUAUACACACAAGGCAUUCGUGAGACACACGCUGACCUGCAAGAGGAAGCCCCCCUGACCUUACUUCUGGACUUACCUCUGAAGAUAGGGAUGCGGGUGGCGCUGUGGUCUAAACCACUGAGCCUCUUGGGCUUGCUGAUCAGAAGGUUGGCACUUCGAAUCCCUGCAACGGAGUGAGCUCUCGUUGCUCUGUCCCAGCUCCUGCCAACCUAGCAGUCCGAAAGCAUGCCAGUGCAAGUAGAUAAAGAGGUACCACUGUGGCAGGAAGGUAAACAGUGUUUCCGUGCGCUCUGGCUUCUGUCACAGUGUCCCGUUGAUCCAGUUUAGUCAUGCUGGCCACAUGACCUGGAAAGCUGUCUGUGGACAAACGCUGGCUCCCUCGGCCUGAAAGGGAGAUGAGCGCCGCACCCCAUAGUCGCCUUUGACUGGACUUAACUGUCCAGAGGUCAUUUACCUUUACUCUUUACCUCUGAAGAAGCAUGGAUAGGAUUGUGCUGCACAUCUCCUGUCUCAAUAAUACAAGUUGUGCACCAAGGCUGCCAACCUAAGAAGACUCCUUUGGAAGUUGGAAAAAUGACCGAGGCCAACGUGACUGACUUCAGUCAAUGUGCUGAGAUUCAGGCCAGGGAAUGCGAUACUUCAGUGCUCAGAUAGGUGCACUCUUGGUAUACUCACAUAGGUACACACCUGUGCUCUUCUUCACACACAGGUUUGUGUUCUCUCUCUCUCAUACCUACACCUCCCCACAACUAUUUAUCGCAAACAACUUUUCUCAGUUCACACACAAGCAAAGCUUCCAAAUAUUUGCCUUCAUAUCAUUAUAGGACUAGGAGUCCCCAUCCAUCGCAAAGAUCCUAUGGCAGUUAGGUUGGGGUCUGGACAACAGAAGUAACGCUCAAGUCAAGGGCUGGCAAUCUUUCUUCAGCCUGAGGGCCCCAUUCGCCUGUAAGCAACCUUCCAGGGGCUGUGUGCCAGUGGCUACAUGGGGACUCAUCACACAAAACACAUACAUCUUUCCAUCCUGGCUCCUGAGUUGCUACCUCAGUUCAAGGAUGCAUUCCAGCCAGGCAAAAGCAGGAUGGACUGGGGAAGGUGUGGUCUGGGGAGACAGGGCUUAGCCUGGGAAGUGUCCCGAGGGCCAGACAGCGCAGCCUGGAGGGCCGCCAUUUGUUUAUUUAUUGAAUUUGUGUGCUGUGUCCUUCAUCCGUAGAUUUCAGGGAGGUUCGCAACAUAAAAAAAAGUAAAAACACAAUGCAUAAUAAAAACAAGAACAAACAACAACACAAGCCAAUAACACCCCCCCCCCAUGCACCUACACCUGAGAUUCCCUAGCCCCUGACUUAGUGGUUAAACCUGCCAGACAGAUUCGGCUUUGUUUAAGUAACUGGCACAGGUGAUGUGUUGCCAUAGGAAUUAACGGUUGGAGAGCCUUCCGAGUCUCUGUAAGAACAUUUUGUGUGCAUCCCUGCCCCCCCACCGGUCCCUAGAAGUCUUGAUGGGGGAGCAAGAUCCACUGCAGUGUUAAAGCUGUGAAUCGUGGGCCAUAAACCAUGGGGCAAACCUUGGUUCCAACUCUGCUGAGUCAGAAGAGAUCUACACCCCGAGCCCAGGUUGGGACGACAUCUGAGCGAAACCAAAGCUGAGCUCGGUGCAGCAGCAUAGCAGAAAGAGCUGGGCGGAGCCAAGCAGCUGCAAUCUCCUCUCUCAGUCGGCAGCACAGUUGUCCGUUUGCACUAAGCCGUGACUUGGCUUAGCAUGGCAGGCAAACCAGGGCACCACGUUGUACACACCCCAGCCCCAGCAGUCAUCGAGAAGCACUCUGGUGCAGAGAGCAGAAGCUUUUUGCUCCCAUAUGGUGCCGAUUCGCAAGAGACGCACACAGAGAUGCAUGAAGGAACACAGUCACACACUUCUGGGGACAAGCUCGCACAUAACAAAUGGCUCGCUCAGCCACCUUCCCUAACGAAAACAAACCCACACAAACUGACACCCUCACUGACACAACAGCCUGCCUUUGAGAGAGAGACGGUUUCGUAUUCUCGUCUACGCAUGUGCACACAACACACUUGCACGCAAGCAAGCUCGUAGAGUUGCAUGUGUAGUUACACACACCAGAAAGGAGGGAGGGAAGGAAAGGUGGAGGGGUGGAAGGAUGAAUGGAAUGGGGUGGUGGUGGUGGUAAGGGAGAGCCAGAGUGGAGGAAGACAGAAAGGAAGAUGGAUAGAUCAAGGCAGAGGGAUGGAUGGAUGGAUGGAUGGAUGGAGACAGAAGGGCAGAAAGGUAAAAUGUCCAUGCCAGAGGAUGGAUGGAUUUGGAUGGACAGAAAGCAAUUUAUGAACCAGUGCAUGUAAAGAUGCACCCAGAUGGAAAGAGGCAGGGACAAAUCUGUAGGUGGACUGACACAUAAGCUUAUUUCACACAGUCUUCCAACCAUGCAGCCUGGCUGCGUUAAGUGGGGGAGCAGCAGGAUUGCACCACUCUCCCUGUUCCCCAGCUCCAUGUGUUUCCCAGCUCUUUGUGCACAGAGCUACAAGUGUACCACUUGCACACCACAGGCUCUGUCCUUGCAGCCUGCUUCUCUCUGACCGUGUGGGGAACACCUGUGCAUGUAUGACUUGCAUGCGUGUAGGCUGUUCUGUGUACCCAGAACUGAGGUAUACAGCGGCUGGAGAUGCAGACAAAAGCAUGGUCCUCAUUUCGACUUUGUGGGUGGAAAACUGUGUGCGAAAGGGAUCUGCAGCUAAAGACCAAUAAUGUAAGUAAGAUGCAUGGAGUAGGUAGAAGCCUACUUUUUUGUCACACCAAGUUUCUACCCUAAAAUACAUGGAGUGGUAACAAUGCCUUUGAGCAUGUGCAGAGCACAGAACCUUGAGUACUACAGCUGCUCCCCAUUCACCUGAGAUCAGAAGGUAGGCCAUGCAGGUUCAAAGGGUGUGAUCACGCGACUACCAGGCAAGGUCCAACUCUGCGCUCAGAGAUCUGCCCUGGUUGCUGAUUUGAUACCAGGCCAAGUUCAAUGUGUUAUUAUUAGUAUACAAAGCCCUUAACAACUUGCUUUACCUAUGAAAUCCCCUUACCCCACAUAUUCCCACUCAGCCAUUUCAGUUGGUGGAAUUGGCACAGCUACAGGUGCCACAGAAUACCCAUUCAGCAGGGCUAAGAAAUUUGAUUGUUUAAUGCACUUUGGAACUCCCCGUCUAUUGAGAUCAAGCAGGUGCCUUCACUGUACACUUUUCAGCACCUGCUAAAAACAUUCUUGCUUAGACGAGCCUACCCAGAUGCUUAGAAAGCUGAGGUGAUUUCAAACUGUUUCCGUAUUUUAACUUUUGUAUGUUUUAAAGCAGGGCUGUGAAUUUUUCUCCAUUUUAUUGUUUUAUCUUUUUGUAGACUGCUUUGAGGGUUGUGGUUUUUACAUACAAGUACUGUAUACAAUUUAUUAAAUAAAUACAUAAAUGCUAAGAACCUCCCAUUGCUGUAAAAACAAAAAGAACAUGCGUGCACACACACACUUUUCCUAGACCUAGUGGUUGUAAAGACGGAAUCAGAACUAUAUGGGUUAUGUCUGAUAAAGUAUACCAAUGGGAAGGGAGUUCAGCAGGGUUUACUGUACUCAGGAUAUAGGGCUCUGAUGCACCACUCAGCCCCUUUGAUUCUCCCCUCCCCUGAGCAGAAGCAAAAUAAAUUAUGCAUACUUAGGUAAAUUGGCCUAACUGGCAUGAUUUAUGCAGGUCGCAGCAUAACAUCCCAGUUUUAUUAGUGCCUGGGUUAUCUGGGAGAGGUUUUGUUUAUUAUUUUUUCGAUCUCAGAGAAAAUAGCUGCAUCUAUAUGCCAGCUGGCUGACAGAUGACUUCUACACAAACCUAUAGUGGUGAGCAGUGCAGAAAGGUAGACAGGUAAUAUAGGCAGAUGGAGGGAGCUCAAUAUGCAGGCAGAUUGUAUGAUUACAAGGAAGAGAGAGGAAAAAGAAAAUUCAGAUGCGACUGACUGAUUCCUUUUCUUCAUUCUGUUUGGCACCCGAUUCCUUUCCUAGCAUCGCUUGGGACUCUUGAAUUUGACAUUCUCUAUGAUCCCGAAAACUGCACCCUUGACUGCACCAUCCUACGGGCCAAGGUAAUGAUGGCAAUCUGGCAAAGUACCCCAGAAACAACUGCUCUCCUGCAAAUGGAUGAUGCUUUUUGAUUCCGACCCGCAGGCUUUCUGCAUUCUGUGUCUCGUUUUCACAACAGAGGGACAUGAUUUAAUAAGAGAGGCCACACAAGGAGGGGAAAUCUCAUUACGGAGCCAGCGCUGCUCAUUUUCAGUCUGUUUCCUUUCUCUCGCCUGCAUUUCAACCCGUUCCUUCUCCUCCAAGCCUCUGGAAAGCAGAGAGGUUCACUCAAAGGCCCACCUCUCUCACACAAACCCCCGCGGACUUCAGCCGGCUCUGUUUGCACAACCCCUACUACCCUCACAUACAUGCCAACAAACACAAACCCCCUCUCCCCUGCCAGCUGGUGGGCUUGCAGCAUCUUCAAGCACCUCGGCGACGCGCCAGGCAACCGGGUAUCCGCAGGCAUCUGGGGUUGCCGUGGCAACAGAGAAGGGAUGGGGAAAGCAAGGGAAACAAUGCGGCAGUUCAGAACCACAGCAAAAGUAACGCUUGCCCUCCAUCAUCAUUACCCAGAGCCCCACCACCACACCUCAGGCUCCCAUUCCCCCCCCACACGACUGAUGACCAUUAAUCCACAUACCAUUCUCUUCUCUCUUUGCUCCCCCACGUUGCAGGGGCUUCCUCCCAAACUAUUCUGGGUGUGUUAACAUGAUGUGUUUUUUGUUUUUCCUGCCUUAUAUAUAACUGGAAGUGCCAUUUUCCCUGUGGCAAUCCUUCAACGAAACCAAUUUAGCUUGAUGCUUUAGCAGCGGCUCUGAACAGUGUUUAAGAAAUCACAGCACGAAGCAUUCCAAGACUCAGAAUAAUUUAUUUUAGCCACGAGUGGCGUCAAGUCUGUGUUCCCAUCAACAAAGGCAAGCCGACACUUUUAUGAGGAUUAUUCAAGAAGGCCUCUCUGCCCAAACACUUGUCUCGUCCCACAGAUUCUGCAAAGCUCACUGAGGUUCUCCCCAGAGUUCUCCUGUGUUUCUUAUGCCCCAUAAACAACCUCACUCUAAUUCUAGCUUCAUACAUAGAAUAACUACUAAACAGGGCUGCUUUUGAAGAGUGUCUAAAAACUUCCAUUGGCUCAGAAGGCAGCAACUAGCUUAUUAUCUAGGGCAGGCAUAGGCAGACUCGGCCCUCCAGAUGUUUUGGGACUACAACUCCCAUCAUCCCUAGAUAACAGGACCAGUGGUCAGGGAUGAUGGGAGUUGUAGUCCCAAAACAACUGGAGGGCCGGGUUUGCCUAUGCCUGAUCUAGAUUGAGGUGCCCAGAGCAUAUUAUUAUUAUACCAGUGCUAUAUCCAUAUCACUGGCUCCCUAUUCAUUUGCAGGCCUGAUUCAGAGUGCAAGUCUUAACCUUUAAGUCCCUAAAUCAGGGAUGGGGAAACGGUGGCCUACCAGAUGUUGUUGGACUUCAGCUCCCAUCACACCCAGCCAACAUGGCUAGUCAUCAGGGAUGAUGGGAGUUGUAGUCCUUCAGCAUUGGGGUGAGGGCACAGAUACCCCCUUCUCUGCUGUACCUGCAGUUGGGACUCCCUCCUCCCCUCCUGCUUGGACAUGUGGCUCAGCAGCUGAAACCCUGAUCUCUGUCCCUUACCCUGGCAUCUGAAAUACAGUGGAAGAGAAGGAAAACCAGGCAAAGCUAAGUUUUGGGCAGCCCAUAAGACCACCUCGUUGCUUGCUUUUAGUCAAGCAGCAGAGACCUGGCUUCUUAAGCAUUUGUAUGGAAGAGGAUAAUCCUUUGCAUUACUGAGGUAUCAGCUCAUUUAAAAAAAUAUCUAUCUAUCUGCUACAGUUUUGCUUUGCUGUUACUUGUGUUUCGGUUGUUUCUAUUUCUUCGUUAUGUUAACGACCUCAGAGGUCUGUCCAUGGAAAAGUGGGAUGUUAGCCAUGGCAUUCAAAACAUUUAUACUGUAAGUGAAGAUAUGCAGUAGAAACACUGUGCAUAAGGUCAAGACAACUGUCACACUUCUUCCUGCUUCUGUGUAGGAGUGUGGUCAUGUGUGCAACAGUCGAAGGACUGCGUGUCUGAGAAAAAAGCAUGAAGCAUUCUCUUGAGAUGUUAAUGAAAUGUAUAAGGACAAUAUUUUGUUUAAAGAGGAGCUGAUCACUGUCUUCUUAUUCUCAGGGUCUGAAACCGAUGGAUUUCAAUGGCCUGGCUGACCCCUAUGUCAAACUGCACCUUCUGCCCGGAGCCUGCAAGGUAAACAUGGCUUCAGAUUCGCCUCCACUUUCACUGUCUCACAGUUCCUGAGCCUAGCACUAUCCAAUAUACACAUGCACAGCUACCACCACCAUGCAGAGAAAAGAUGAGGUGUGUAACCAAGCUGGAGAUAUUGUGCCCCUAUAGAACAGGAGGAAGGCAGUGUUUCUCAGGCCCCAUCAGUGCCAAACAUUUAAAGCAGUAUCAUACCAUUUCAUACAGUCUUGACUUCCCCCAAAGAAUCCUGAGAACUGUAGUUAAGGGUACUGAGCGUUGUUAGGUGACCCCCAUUCCCCUCAUAGAGCUACAAUUCCCAGAGUUCACUUAACUCAUGCAUCUAUUCCUCUGGUAGGUUCUGUUCCCAGGUCAACACUGAGCAGCGACAAAUAGGUUGAAGCACAGUUCCCCCGUUUCUUUGUAGCUAAGCAGAGUACAGUGGUACCUCGGGUUAAGUACUUAAUUCAUUCCAGAGGUCCGUUCUUAACCUGAAACUGUUCUUAACCUGAAGCACCACUUUAGCUAAUGGGGCCUCCUGCUGCCGCCACGCCGCCAGAGCACGAUUUCUGUUCUCAUCCUGAAGCAAAGUUCUUAACCUGAAACACUAUUUCUGGGUUAGCGGAGUCUGUAACCUGAAGCGUAUGUAACCUGAAGCGUAUGUAACCCGAGGUACUACUGUAGCUCAUGCAGCCGGCCACUCACUCCAACAUCCAGGGAGAAAGAGAAGGAGCAAGCCAGAGCCAUGCAGCUCAGUAGACUAAGCCACAUCAAGCAAAUAUGAGAAACCAGACUAUUCUAUUGCAUGCUCUUUAAAAUACAUUCAAUAAAGCACAGUUUGGAAAAGGGGCUAUCAGUAAUUAUCAGGACAGAAUAAAUAGAAAGACAAUGAUAAUUCCAUGCCACCAUUCUCCUGCUUCCAGCCUAGGAAACAGGUACACCUCUGGUUUUACUAGAAUAUUCUGCUCUUCCAUUCCAAUGCCUCCCCGCCCCCCAAAAAACCUUCUCCUCUCCAGGCGAACAAACUGAAAACACGAACCCAGCACAACACUCUCAACCCUGUGUGGAAUGAGGCUCUGACUUACAUUGGAAUAACAGCUGAGGAUAUGGCCCGGAAAACUCUGCGGUAAGACCCCCCGCCCCGCUGACUUAAAAUCCCAAUCUACAGGGUCCUCUUUCAUUCCCAUGCUCCCUUUGGCAUUCACACCCUUGGAUCCUUUUUCUCUCUUUCUGCUUCCCAGAAUCUCCGUCUGCGAUGAGGACAAACUGACCCACAACGAGUUCAUUGGAGAGACCCGGGUGCCCCUGAGGCGCCUCCAGCCUGGACAGAAGAGACACUUCAAUCUGUGCUUGGAAAGACAACAACCAGUGAGAGUCGAGCAUAAGCCAACUGCAUAUCUCAAAAUGAGUCAGGAAUCAGGAUCUAUUGGUUUAUUUUAUGGAUAAGGAUCCUCAAGCACAUCCUCUGGCUGCUUGGCUGCCCAGUCCCUUGUCCCCCUGUCCCAAUCCCCACUAACAGCUCGCAGGCCCUCCUCUCCCUGGGACCUGCCUGAGCUUCUCCCCUGCUCUGCCAAACUCAGUGCUUUCUGCUGAUCACCAGCAUCUCAUAACUGAUUCUUCUUCACCAGCAGUUGGAAUAGUUGUGGCGUAAAAAGCCCAGCUAACUCACGACGAGUGGAAGUGAAAAGACUUGUAGGCAGCAACCUGCCUGUAGCAUAUUUUAUGCACGUGAUUUUUGUGAUCCUCCAGUGGGCUAGAAGGUGUCUCAGAAGGGGCAAGGAGGGGAGAUAACUCGGGAUUUUGAGUGGUGAGGGUGGGUCUCCUUGCUGCUCCUCAGCGACCAACAAAAGCAAAAUACGUCACCUUAUCAGCAAGUGUGCAGUUCCAUUCUACAAUUUAAUACUGUUCACAGAAUUCAGAUUUUAUGGGUGUAGUAGAUUAACACAUCUCUGUCUUGUCACUGAUUCCACCCACCCACCCCCAUGUGCAGAAUAUAUUGCAUUUUGAUUCUAUUGGGUUAAUCCCUUAUGCCUACAAGUCAUCAUACUUGUGUACCGGUCUGUACUUCCAAAUGUCAAGGGAGUUUUUCCUCUCCCCCCUCUGUGCACUUGCUCACUCACUCUGUCCCUUGACUCCUCCAACUUUGCUCAUGUUUCUGUUUGGAAGAGCAGGGAAAACAGAUUUUUUUUCUCAAUCCUCACUUCCCUCAACAGCUGGCAUCCCCUUCUUCCAUGACAGCAGCUCUGCGUGGCAUCUCCUGUUACCUGAGAGAGGUGAGAGCGUAUUCCCGCCCCCUUCCUAUUCCUAGCAUUAUAAAACCUGUAGCUUAAGAGUGAGGAACAUGAGGGCCACAUUUUUUCAGCCUGAGGGCCACAUUCUCUUCUAGACAACCUUUGAGGGGGUUACAUGCCAAUGGUGGGUGGGACCAGAGCUAAAAGUGGACAGAGCAACAAAUGUGAAUUUUACCUCUGCACAAUUUCAACACACACACACACACUUUACACGCCCUUUUUACCCUCAAUCCAAGCAAGCAGGAACCAUUAUCCGAGUUCAAGGACUUAUUCCAGCCAGGCAAAAACACCCAAGGAAGAUGCAAAUCAGGGCUGGUGUUUGACCCUGGAUAAGGGUCCCAAAGACCAGAUACAGAAGCUUGAAGACCCACAUUUGGUGCCCGCCGUGAUGUAUCUCUUGAUACAAUUUAUUUAUAUAAUUAGGGGCCAGAACUUAAGCCUGCCAAGCAGACUCUUUCCCCCAAAUAUUGUGAAGAAAAGCUGUAUGGUCCACUGCAGCAAAGUGAUUACAAUGUUGGGCUAGGAGUGGAGGGCCCCAGUUUUUUAAUUCCAAUUUCAACCAUUUAAAAAAUUUAUCAUGGAGACUUCCAGUCAACACCUCUCAACCUAAGCUACCUCACAAGGCUGUUGUGAGGAGAAAAAGCGGGGGGGGGGGGGGAGAGGGUAAACAUGUACUUUGGUUAUUUUUAGGAUUUUACCCUGCUAUCAUGCUCACCCUCAGACACAUCUUUCUUCUAAACCACUUCAGAGGUUUAUUAAUUAUUACUACUACUACUACAACAACAACAGUCAAGUGGUAUAUUCAUUUUGUGACAUAAAUAGGGUUGAGUCAGAAAUAAGUUGCCAGGCUGAAAUUUUGGGCAAGCGAAGUGGAUAGUGGGCCUAACAGGAUAGAGGAGCAAGUCAAUGUUAGCAGGCAUUGUGCCAGGGAAAUGCCAGGGAGAGCUGCCUGCCAAGGAUGGGUGAAGGAGGCCCGAGAGGCCUUCCAAAGCCUUAACCUGGGGUGUCAAAAUGCCCAGGGCCAGCCCUGACAGGCUGCAAAGGUUUGUUUUUGGGAGGAUGCUGGGUGGAUAUUUUGCACAAAAGCACUCCAUGCUCUUUCCUUUUCCUCACUCCAUAGCUAGAACCCCCAGCCGGCUGGGCCCUGGAAGAAAGGGGUCGUAUCCUGCUCGCCCUCACGUACAUCUCCGAGCACCGUGGAUUGCUGGUGUCUAUUCUUCGCUGUGCCCACUUAGCUGCCAUGGAUGUGUGUGGAUACUCAGACCCUUAUGUAAAAACGUGAGGAACUGUGCUUACACUUGACCCUAAGAGAGAGGCCUACCCUUUCCUUAGCCUGCAGACAUAUUCAGAAGACUAAAAGAAAAAGGAAACCCCAUUUUAAGGAAAGUUUUCAGGGAUUGUUUUUAAUGACCCUGGAAUUAACUUCGUUACAAUGCUGUGUUUGUGUAGUCAUUUUGCAUUUUCUUCUAUAUUUCUGGCAUUUUGAGUUUACAUUUUGCAGCUGUACGGUGGUGGUUUUUAGCACUUGCAUGCAGAAUUUUAAGGGUGGCUCGCAGCCUUUUGGGGGAAGGAGACAGAAAGGAAGGCGACAAAUAGUCUAGACAAACAGGCUCAGUCCCCGUUGCUGUUUUGGCAGGUACCUGAGGCCAGACGUAGAGAAGAAGUCAAAGCAUAAAACAACCGUGAAGAAGAAGACGCUGAACCCAGAAUAUAAUGAGGUGAUGAAAGAAGGACGAGUGAAGUAACUGCAUGUUCUGGGACUUGGGAGGCAGUCAGAGCGAGGGGAGGUUGAAGAGCCAACAUGCUUCAAUAAUUCUAAUUCUGUCUCUUUUCUGUGCCCAACAGGACUUUUUCUACGAGAUCGAACAGUCAGAGCUUGGUCAGAAAUCCCUGGAGAUAACAGUUUGGGAUUAUGACAUUGGGAAAUCUAACGACUUCAUUGGUGAGAAGAGCAAGAGGAGGAGGUGGCCGGGUUACAAAAUGUGGAUAUUCCUUCUGGGACCCUCAACCAACGUCAUAGAUUUAUAAAGUGGCUCUCUCACGGGACGUUGGGAACUGCCAUUUCUUGUGGGUGGCUGUCCCUGUGAUAAGAUUUGCAGAUGCCUCGCCAAAUUAAAGCUCCCAAAAUUCUUUGCUAGAGAAGUCACAACACCAAAACUGGUAUAAAAAAAACAGAGGCAUGCCCACUAUUUCACAGGAUGACCCACGAGGGGAAUCCCUGUGCUUCAGGAUAGAAGGCGCUAUUUGCAAACAUCAAGAACCAAUUUAUCUUUCUUUUACAGGUGGUGUGACCCUCGGUCUAGGGGCCCCUGGAGAAUGCAGACAGCACUGGCUCUCAUGCCUUCAGACCCCCGACUGCCGCCUUGAGCACUGGCACACGCUCACCAACGAGCUCCCAGAAUCCUCCACUUUCGGCCCCUGA
Messenger RNA from Podarcis lilfordi (Lilford's wall lizard), 12247 nucleotides. The record is from the annotation of a GenBank genome assembly. NCBI's taxonomy places the organism in Eukaryota, Metazoa, Chordata, Lepidosauria, Squamata, Lacertidae.